GCAACUGCCCGAACAGUGAACAACUCGAACCGAGCUCGCAUUGUGUUCCUGCACCCAACUGAAAAUGGUCCGUCGUGUUUCUGCGGGUCCUCCUGGAAAGGCUUGGAUGGGGGUGCACAGCAUCAGGCGCCGCGCUGGCAUCAACGCCCAAAAAUGGUGACAACUGUGUCCCAGUUGGGCAACUGGCAGCCUGCCUUCAAACGCACGCCGUUUCACGCCCACUUUCGAGGACGCCAGGCAGUCAGCAAAUACGUGCACCUGUUUGCCGGCGCAGAACAAGAGAAUGUUCAACUUCGAAAACGGAAUGGGCAAAACAGCGAGCCAAUGGAGCCUCAAGCGCGAAUCGAAUCUCUUGAUGCACUCGGAGUCGGCGCCACCGGCGCAGUGGCGUCAUUUGGCCGAUCGUCAGCAGAGCCGCUGUCAUUACCCACCCGAGCCAUCCAGCAAUCCCCCUUCACACGCCGGCGGCACCUCAGAUUGCGGCAACCCGCAGUUUGGCCCUGUUUGGUCGUUGCCACAUCGCCAAGACACCAUUUCCCGAGCCUCAAGUGGCUAUCGCUCGUCGUUUGUGACGUCCGCCCAUGCCGUGCAGGCGUCGGAUAGACCCACCUUGGGUACUUGAGCCCCAUUCCCGCUCUGGCGCAGAUGGCGCUGGAAGUCCGGCGACUGACUUGUCAUCCAUUGCAACGUGUUUUCUCCCUCUCUUCGUCU
Molecule: messenger RNA, 711 nt
Organism: Lasiosphaeria miniovina
Lineage: Eukaryota; Fungi; Ascomycota; Sordariomycetes; Sordariales; Lasiosphaeriaceae
Exons: 1
Coding region: 154-603 (149 amino acids)
Source: RefSeq, a predicted model, not a curated record